AUGAAGAAGAAAGAUCAAAAGACAACACCGCAGAAUAGGGAGAAGAAGAAGGAACAAGAGGCAGAGAAACAGUUGGAUAUGAGCCAAGAUAUUGUAGGUAGAAUAGUGGAAAGUUUAAAGAUAGAGAUAGUACAGGGCAGGGAGUUAUUAGAGAAAGAAGUAAGAAAGGAAAUGAAGGGGCUGGCACGAAGAAUUGAAGCUAUGGAGGAGAGAUGGAAGAAAAAGGAAGAGGAGAUGGGAAAGAAAAUAGAGGAGAUGCUAGAACAGAUGAAGGAGGUGCAGAAUAAGGAAAGACAGAGAAGAGAAGAGGAGAAAGAGGAAGCGGUGGAGGAAGUUAUGGAAAAAAUAGAGGAGAAGAUAAAUGAGAGAGAUAGAAGACAAGAGGAAAAGGAAAUGGAAAGAACAAAAGAGGCAUGGAAUGAAGUGAAGAGAAUACACAGGAAGCUGGAGGAAAGAGAGAGGAGAGAGAAGAAAAACAAGAUUGUUAUUAGAGGGUUAGAAGUACCUAAAAGGGAGGCGAAGGAAAAAACCAGACAAUUUCUGACUGAAGAAUUUGGGGUGAAGGAAGGAAUAGUGGGUAUAGAAAUCAUAGGAGGAGGAGAGAUAGCGAAAGUAUCGAUCGUAGAAAUGGAAAACUGGGAGGCAAAGCAGGAAGUGAUGAAGAAAAAGGGCAAACUACGUGGGAAAAGGAUAUACAUUGACCAUGAUAUGACGCAAGAAGAAAGAAGAGUUCAAAAAUUGUUAAGAGAGAAAGCAAGGGAGGAAAUAAAUGAGGGGAGAGAGGCGAAGGUGGGAUAUAGAAAGAUAAAAAUACUAAACAAAUGGUAUAGAUGGAACGAAGAAAAAGGGGAGAUAGAAAGGGAGAGUUUAAAGAAGAAAGAUAGAGAUUUUUGGCAGCACAUAGAGAAAUAUGAUUUCGUGGAACUAGUAGAAACAUGGAUGGAAGAUAAAGAUUGGAGUAAGGUAGUAAGCAGACUGCCAGAUGGUUACAAAUGGAGAUAUCAAACAGCGGAAAGGGAGAAUAAAAGAGGAAGAGCAAAAGGGGGAAUUUUAACAGGAGUAAAGAAAGAACUGUGCGCAGGAGAAAAAGAGUGGGAAGACAAGGGGGUGAUGGAAAGAAAAAUUAAGAUAAAAAAUGAGAAAUGGUCAAUAUGGACAAUAUAUAACGGGGAGGGUAUGAAGAAUGUAGUAAGGAAGCUGGAGAGAGGAAUAGCAGAAAAAGAAGAGGAAUACAUAAUUAUUGGAGGUGACAUGAAUGCCAGAGUAGGAACGGAAGGUUCCUUAGGUGUCGGAUGGACGGAGGAUGAUGAAAAGGGGAGUAGAAGAAAAUCGAAGGACAAAACCAUAAAUCGGUAG
Ceratina calcarata is the source of this 1356-nucleotide messenger RNA. RefSeq names its product golgin subfamily A member 6-like protein 22. The transcript is spliced from 2 exons. The coding region runs from base 1 to 1356 and encodes 451 amino acids. NCBI's taxonomy places the organism in Eukaryota, Metazoa, Arthropoda, Insecta, Hymenoptera, Apidae. The record is from RefSeq and is a predicted model, not a curated record.